Messenger RNA from Oryza brachyantha (malo sina), 1786 nucleotides. Its product is annotated as serine/threonine-protein kinase OXI1-like. The transcript has 2 exons. Gene Ontology annotation, molecular function: ATP binding; protein serine/threonine kinase activity. The record is from RefSeq and is a predicted model, not a curated record. Gene Ontology annotation, biological process: protein phosphorylation. Gene Ontology annotation, cellular component: nucleus; cytoplasm; plasma membrane. NCBI's taxonomy places the organism in Eukaryota, Viridiplantae, Streptophyta, Magnoliopsida, Poales, Poaceae. Bases 32 to 1420 code for a protein of 462 amino acids.
CCCUCCGGCGGUUGGUUGAUCGUCCCUCGCCAUGACGGCGGCGGCGGCGGCGAUGGCGCCGCCGGACCCGGCGUUGCCGCGGCAGCUCAGCCUCGGGGACCUCAGGGCGGUGUCCAUGCUCGGCCGUGGCGCCAAGGGCGUCGUGUUCCACGUCGUGCCCGCGGCGGGGGAGGAGGAGGAAGGAGGAGGAGCGGGCGGCGUCUCCUCGUCCAUGGCGCUCAAGGCGGUCUCGCGGGAGGCGGCGCGGCACAGGAAGGCGGGGAGCGGCGGCGGGGAUGGGCACAGGCGGAUCUGGUUCGAGCGGGACGUGCUCAUGUCGCUGCGCCACCCGCUGCUCCCUUCCCUCCGCGGCGUCCUCGCCACCGACGCCGUCGUUGGGUUCGCCAUCGACCGGUGCGGCGGGGGAGACCUCAACGCUCUCCGGCGCCGCCAGACCGAGAAGAUGUUCUCUGACUCCGUCAUCCGCUUCUACGCGGCGGAGCUGGUGCUGGCGCUCGAGUAUCUGCACAGCCUCGGCAUCGUGUACCGCGACCUCAAGCCAGAGAACGUCUUGAUACAGGACAGCGGCCACAUCAUGCUCGUCGACUUCGACCUCUCCACGAGGCUCCCGACGCCGCCGCCGGAGGAGGAGGACGCGGCGCCAGCUGAUUCCAUGCCGGAGCCUCCGCCUAGUUCACCGUCCCCGAAACGCGCGAAGUCCAAGAGGCUUCCGGGAGCGGCCUUGUGCUUUCCGUUUCGUUCGGUUGGCGCCACGAAGCCGGCCUCGUCGGCGGACUCGCCGUCGCCAACUUCAACCUCGCGCACGGCCUCAUCCUCCUCGUCGUCGUCUUCGACCACUACCACUGCGUCCUCCACCGCCGCUGGCACGCGGACGCCAGCGAAAUCGAACUCGUUCGUAGGCACAGAGGACUACGUGGCGCCGGAGAUCAUCUCCGGUAGCGGACACGACUUCUCCGUGGACUGGUGGGGUCUGGGCGUGGUGCUCUACGAGAUGCUCUACGGCCGCACGCCGUUCCGGGGACUGAACAGGAAGGAGACGUUCUACCGCGUCCUUUCCAAGCAGCCAGAGCUCGUCGGCGAGAAGACGCCACUGCGCGACCUCAUCGCCCGCCUCCUGGAGAAGGAACCUGAGAAGCGUAUCGGUGCGCGCGGGAUCAAGGCGCACCCGUUCUUCAACGGCGUCGACUGGGACCGCAUCCUCCGCGUGGCGCGCCCGCCGUUCAUCCCGCCACCACCGGACAACGAGGACGACGGCGAGGUGCUCGACGUCGAGAAGGUCGUCCAGGAGGUGUUCGCGGCCAAUGACGGCGGGGCCGUGCCGGGGGUGGCGGAAAAGCCUUUGCCGGAGGAAGGUGGAGCCGCCGGCGACGAGCAGUUGAGAGAUCCGUCCAAAGAUGGCGAUUUAGCCGUAUUUUUCUGAGCUACAUCUAUUGAGUUCUUUUUAGUGUUCUCUCUCUUUUAUUUCGAAAAGAAAAAUGCAUAGCUAUUUUGUUUUUUUCAGUGGACUAGAAUUGUUAUGGUGGUCCUUAUUAUUAGAUGGGCUAUAUUAUUAGACAUAAUUAGGAGAAAGUAGUACGGCGCGGUGGAGUACAUAAAUCGACUUUGCUCUUGUGUUUAAUGGAGUACAGUCUGUAUAGUAUUUUCUCCUUUUCCCUUUUAUUUUCUUUUUGGUUGGAUACAUUUCCGGAAUUCCCUGUCCAAGCUAGGGGAUUACUGAAGAGUGUACAUAAUGAAUAAUGAACAGAAAAAAUGCCUAAUUAUUAUCUGUGCAUUCAUGUUUUAUGUU